Messenger RNA from Drosophila busckii, 1985 nucleotides. RefSeq lists its product as uncharacterized. NCBI's taxonomy places the organism in Eukaryota, Metazoa, Arthropoda, Insecta, Diptera, Drosophilidae. The record is from RefSeq and is a predicted model, not a curated record. The transcript has 3 exons. The coding region runs from base 105 to 1877 and encodes 590 amino acids.
AGUUAAAUUUCGCACCCUUUUAGCCAUUUUGUACUAUUACUUUUUAGGAAAUUUUUCUUUUUGUAUCACUUGAACGGUUUCUUUUAACAAAUUCCAAGACAACCAUGAAGCUGGAUGAGAAUGCGCCCGCUGGCAAGCUAGUAGCCAAUGUGCAGCCCUGGGAGCUAGUGGAUUGGCCAGAGCAGCAUCGUCGGAACAUGUAUCGCAGCUGGGCGCAAUAUUUUGCUGCCGAGCGGCAGAACUUAGCGGCCAGGAUAUAUUUCAACAAGUGCAUCGAUGAGCACGCCGGUGAUGAUUGGCAAGCUUUAUAUUUGCGCAGUAAAUUUCAUCGUUCGAUUGCGCUGGCCGGGGAGGCAUUGGAGGAUAGCAAGCGCGCCGUGGCAGUGUCGGAGACUACGGACACAGCGGUCAAUAUUGAACUAUCGGAUGCGCUUUACGAUUUGAAUCGCUUUGAGGAGCACAAAAUGCUGCUGCAUGAUAAUAUGGCCAAGUGUGUGGGCCACUCCAAGGUGCCGUUCGAGCGACGCGUCUCGCUGGUUAAUUCCAACUUUAAUGACAGCGUGGGCGACAGUCUGGGUCCGUUCUUUUUGAAGAACUCUUCGCAACUGCGGCCGUACUAUGAGGAAUUGAUCAAGUCGCGUGAGCCACCCGAUAUGCGUCCCAUUUGGAAAAUACUGCGCGAGCGACACGAGUGCGAUACGCAGAGUGUGCUGGAGAUAAAAAAGGAUAUGAUUUCGCCACUGCAGGCAGCCAGACGGCAACGCAAAGCAAAAAUCUACUAUCAGCACUACUUUAAUCGCAACUGGGUGGACAUUGCGUUCAUGCAACAGCUGCGCCACAAUCCCAACGUAACGCUGAACAAAUACUUCAAGUCCGGCCAAGAGCGCGCCAACUAUCUCAACUGCAAUUUCAAUCGCGUAAAGACAUUUACCCAAAUGCUGCAUUGCCGCAGCCCUGUGUACAAUGAGACCAAGGAGAACAUCGAUGACUGGCAGAAGAACGAUGCGUUCCACAAGGCGAACAUGUAUCGCAUACAGUAUCAGACGCGUCGCAACAUGCUCAGCAUACUGAGCACCAUACGCUCCAUACGCAAGCAAAAGGAUACGCUGCGCCUGCGCAAAUAUGUGUCUGAUGUCAUGGGUCAUUACAAUACGAUAAAGACGCUGCGCCUGAUGCCCUGGAAAACAGAGUUCAUGAACGAGGUGUACAAUCAUCUGGCCUUGAGCUUGUGCCAAGGAUUUCGGCUGCCAAAGCAAAAGCUCUCACCCUACGACAACGAUGCCAUGUGCCAUUUGCUGGGCAUGCCCUCGCUCAAGCCCACAGAGCCGAUCGAAGUGGUGUUUGGUGAUCGCUCCACCUAUGUCUACGACGAUUCAGGUCCACAAUUUGAAGCCACCAAGGCGUACAAGCGCAGCAAGGAUCGCCUGGAGAAACGUUUGUACUUUGCCACUUUGCCCAUUGAGCGCAGCUAUUUGCUUUAUGAGCUCGCCGACAGUCACAUGGGUCAGCAUCAUCUGGUGCAGUGCCUGGUCUAUGCUAAGCGUGCCAUUGAAGAGGCACGCAAGUGCAACAGCAUCAUUUGGGAAUUUCUAGCCACCAUGCUGCAGGCCAAGUCGCAUGCCGUGCUCUGCAAGUACGAGCGCCAGUCCGAGGUGCUCGAUGCUGCCUAUAAGCUGGCCAAGGAUCUCAAGUCGCCCAAACUCUGCACCUUCAUUGAGCUCUGUCGCAUGCUCAAUCGCGACUAUAUGACGCUACGCAAAAUGUCGCAACUGGUGGCCAGCAAACGCUUGCGCUACAAAAUGUCAAAUCGCUCCAGCGGCAUCACUCCUUCCCAGUUUUCGCCCGAUCCUGAAUUAGAAUCAUAUGCUGCAGCCUGAGCUAAGGCAGCAAUUCAGUUGUUUCACUCAAUUGCUCAGCAACAAUUUGUUCUUGUUGCUUGGCAGUUGAUUCUACAGCAUUUGCUGCUUUAGCUCAGCUCUCGGCAU